Messenger RNA from Hypanus sabinus (Atlantic stingray), 1499 nucleotides. RefSeq names its product keratin, type I cytoskeletal 13-like. The record is from RefSeq and is a predicted model, not a curated record. The annotation marks the transcript as partial. NCBI's taxonomy places the organism in Eukaryota, Metazoa, Chordata, Chondrichthyes, Myliobatiformes, Dasyatidae. Gene Ontology annotation, molecular function: structural molecule activity. The transcript is spliced from 8 exons.
GUGGCUGACAGAACAGAUGCUGAGGCAGUCGGUGGAGACUGACAUCGAAGGCCUGCACCAUCUGAAGGGGACCUACCUGCAGCUACAGGACGGCCUGACCAACGACAUCGCUGGGCUGGAGGACGAGAUUGCGUUCCUGAAGAAGAAUCACGAUGAGGAACUGAAAGUGUUGCGGAAGCAGUGUACCCAAGAAGUGAAUGUUGAGGUGGACUCGGCUCCAGCCGUUGACCUGAAUAAAGUCCUGGCAGAAAUGCGGCAGAAGUACACCACCCUCGUUGACAAUAACCAGGCAGAGCUGGAUAAGUGGUACCAAGAACAGGUCUCGAUUAAAGAAGUCCAGAUGACUCAGAACGACCAGGCUCUCACCGGUGUUAAAACUGAGCUGUCUCAGCUGCGAAGUAAUGUGCAGACUCUUGAAGCUGAUUACAAUGGCUUACUUGGAACUGUGGGUGCACUGGAGAACAUGCUGGCUGAAACUGAGGACUCGUACGCCAAGCAGCUUCAGAAUUUGCAGCUCAAAAUUCGGCAGCUAGAGAGUGAGCUGGCAAGUGUCCGAAAUGAAGUGCUGAAGCAGAACAGUGAAUACAACAGGCUCCUUGACAUCAAGAUGAAGCUGGAAGCCGAGAUCAACCAGUAUAAAAUCCUGCUGGACGGCGGUCAACAGAGCUUCAAUACUGCCGGAAUCUCCUCAUCAAACGUCUCCUACUCCAGCUUGGGUCCAUCGUCCUCUGUGAGCAAAACCAGAAUCCUCACAGAACGUGUGACAACUCGUUAAUUAGGAGAAGUCCAGGCUCCGGGGUGCCGCCUGAUCAGUGGGCCUUCCGCUGGAAUCUCUAUGAUCUGCAACCUCAGGCCAUGAGCUCCCUGCUUCUGUCCUCUACCCUCUGCUCUUCAUGUCCUGAUGCUGCAAAAGGUGUAGCCACUCAUCAGCCACUCGCUUUCAACCAAAUCGUACCACUUCUGAAUGCAACACUCGGGUUGCCAUGGAGACUCCCUUCAGUGACUUCACCUUCACAUGCUGCUGUUUAGUUAAAGCCAGCAAUCCACCAGCCCCACACCCACCAGUACACCACCCACCAAAGCUACCCCACCAACCCACACCCACAUCAACCAACACAACACACAAAAUCCAACACUCAUCAAAACUACUCAUAACAACAUGGCACCUACCAAUACAGCACCCUAUAUCCACCAACUCUACACUCGUAUGCCAUCCCAUCCAUCAAGCAUGCUGGUUGCCACUUCCUGCACUCAGACAGUCAGACCCUCAUCACCCUUGGGGUCCCAACCAUGACACGGGUGAUUGGCAUUAACCUGUCUGAUCCACCGCCUGGUCUGGUAGUGUCACUGUUUGUGAGGAUGGGGUUCCUGUGAUUGAGGGCGAGGAACACCCCCAUCCUCUCUGAGUGGGUCCAGCCCUGGAGCCCUGGUGGGAGCCUCGGGAAACUCAAAUAUUAAACAUUUUUGUGCACUAUUGCUGCAAAUCUAUCCAAUAAAUA